This is a messenger RNA of Rhinolophus ferrumequinum (greater horseshoe bat), 3787 nucleotides long. It is a transcript of the gene GIT1, whose product is annotated as GIT ArfGAP 1. Gene Ontology annotation, molecular function: GTPase activator activity; protein binding. Gene Ontology annotation, biological process: regulation of ARF protein signal transduction; brain development. Bases 274 to 2586 code for a protein of 770 amino acids. The transcript has 21 exons. Lineage: Eukaryota; Metazoa; Chordata; Mammalia; Chiroptera; Rhinolophidae. The record is from RefSeq and is a predicted model, not a curated record.
GGCCGGGAGCCGCGCAAGGGGCGGAGAGAGCGAGAGGCGAGCGGCGGCGGGGCGGCGCGGGGCGGCGCGGGGCGGAGGGCGCCCGAGGGCGAGCGGGCAGGCGGGCACGGCGGGUUCCGGGCCAGCCCCGAGGGCUGUCGGUUGGCCGGGCGCGCGGAGCCUAGCCGGGGCCUUGCUGGAGCCGGGCCGGGCAACAGGGGCCGCCGCCGCCCGGGCCCGCCGCCCGCGCCCCCCACGCUGGCCCAGAGGGCUGCGGCCGCGUCGCCGCUGAGGAUGUCCCGGAAGGGGCCGCGAGCGGAGGUGUGUGCCGACUGCAGCGCCCCGGACCCUGGCUGGGCCUCCAUCAGCAGGGGCGUGCUGGUGUGUGACGAGUGCUGCAGCGUGCACCGGAGCCUGGGACGCCACAUCUCCAUUGUGAAGCACCUUCGCCACAGCGCCUGGCCUCCCACACUGCUGCAGAUGGUGCACACGCUCGCCAGCAAUGGGGCCAACUCCAUCUGGGAGCAUUCUCUGCUGGACCCUGCACAAGUGCAGAGUGGCCGGCGCAAAGCCAACCCUCAAGACAAAGUCCACCCCAUCAAGUCCGAGUUCAUCAGGGCCAAGUACCAGAUGCUGGCAUUUGUGCAUAAGCUUCCCUGCCGGGAUGAUGACGGGGUCACCGCCAAAGACCUCAGCAAGCAACUGCACUCGAGCGUGCGGACGGGCAACUUGGAGACAUGUCUGCGCCUGCUGUCCCUGGGUGCCCAGGCCAACUUCUUCCACCCAGAGAAGGGCACCACGCCUCUACACGUGGCUGCCAAGGCAGGGCAGACGCUGCAGGCUGAGCUUCUUGUAGUGUAUGGGGCCGACCCUGGCUCCCCUGACGUUAAUGGCCGUACCCCCAUUGACUACGCCAGGCAGGCGGGGCACCAUGAGCUGGCCGAAAGGCUAGUCGAGUGCCAAUAUGAGCUCACUGACCGGUUGGCCUUCUAUCUCUGUGGACGAAAGCCUGAUCACAAGAAUGGGCAUUACAUCAUCCCACAGAUGGCCGACAGAUCUCGGCAAAAGUGCAUGUCUCAGAGCCUGGACCUGUCCGAGUUAGCCAAAGCUGCCAAGAAGAAGCUGCAGGCGCUCAGCAACCGGCUUUUUGAGGAACUUGCCAUGGACGUGUAUGACGAGGUGGAUCGAAGAGAAAAUGAUGCUGUGUGGCUGGCUACCCAAAACCACAGCACCCUGGUGACAGAGCGCAGUGCUGUGCCCUUCCUGCCUGUUAACCCCGAAUACUCGGCCACACGGAAUCAGGGGCGGCAGAAGUUGGCGCGUUUUAAUGCCCGAGAGUUUGCCACCUUGAUCAUCGACAUUCUCAGUGAGGCCAAGCGGAGGCAGCAGGGCAAGGGCCUGAGCAGCCCCACAGACAACCUCGAGCUACCUGCGCGGAGCCAGAGUGACCUCGACGACCAGCACGACUACGACAGUGUGGCCUCGGACGAGGACACGGACCAGGAGCCCCUGCGCACUGCGGGCACCACGCGGAACAACCGAGCCCGGAGCAUGGACUCCUCGGACCUGUCCGACGGGGCCGUGACGCUGCAGGAGUACCUGGAGCUGAAGAAGGCCCUGGCCACCUCCGAGGCAAAGGUGCAGCAGCUCAUGAAGGUCAACAGCAGCUUGAGUGAUGAGCUCCGGAGGCUGCAGAGGGAGAUCCACAAGCUGCAGGCGGAGAACUUGCAGAUCCGGCAGCCGCCAGGACCAGUGCCCACACCCCCACUCCCCAGCGACCGGGCAGAACACGUGUCCAUGGGGCCUGGUGGGAGUGCCCACCGCAGGGACCGCCAGGCCUUCUCCAUGUAUGAACCAGGUUCUGCCCUGAAGCCCUUUGGGGGCCCACCUGGGGACGAGCUUGCCACCCGGCUCCAGCCUUUCCACAGCACUGAACUGGAGGACGACGCCAUGUAUUCUAUGCAUGUCCCUGCCGGCCUUUACCGGAUCCGGAAGGGGGUGUCGGCCUCAGCUGUGCCCUUCACUCCCUCCUCCCCGCUGCUGUCCUGCUCCCAGGAAGGAAGCCGCCAUACGAGCAAGCUUUCCCGCCACGGCAGUGGUGCCGACAGCGAUUAUGAGAACACACAAAGUGGGGACCCACUGCUCGGGAUGGAAGGGAAGAGGUUUCUAGAGCUCGCCAAGGAGGAGGAUUUCCACCCCGAGUUGGAAAGCCUGGAUGGAGACCUGGACCCUGGGCUUCCCAGCACGGAGGACGUCAUCCUGAAGACAGAGCAGGUUACCAAGAACAUUCAGGAAUUGUUGCGGGCUGCCCAGGAAUUCAAACAUGACAGCUUUGUGCCCUGCUCAGAGAAGAUCCAUUUGGCUGUGACUGAGAUGGCCUCUCUCUUCCCAAAGAGGCCAGCCUUGGAGCCAGUGCGCAGCUCUCUGCGGCUGCUCAACGCCAGCGCCUACCGGCUGCAGAGCGAGUGCCGUAAGACAGUGCCCCCCGAGCCGGGUGCCCCAGUGGACUUCCAGCUGCUGACGCAGCAGGUGAUCCAGUGCGCCUAUGACAUCGCCAAGGCUGCUAAGCAGCUGGUCACCAUCACCACCCGCGAGAAGAAGCAGUGACCACUCCCCCUGCACCCUCACCUACACCCUGGGACCUCACUGGCCAUGGGAGCUGGGCCACUCCAAAUACUAAUCCCCACCCCAACAGAGCCUCUGGCUCAAGUGCCCUUAGUGCUGCCACUCUCCCCUGGCAGCCAGGUGCCCUGGUGCCCACCCCCCUCAGACCCCCAAGGAUGGGGAGGUGGGGUGGCAGGAGCUUCUGCCCCCCACAUUCCAUGCACCUCCCCCUGUACAUAGCAUCCCUUCCCUUCUCCUGGGCAGGGGCUUGUAAGGCACCACUCCCGCCCCUUGCCCUCUGGGGCGCCUUCAGCAAAGGGUCAGGUGGGGACACUCUGAGUGGGGCGGUUCCCCCUACAUGCACCCCACCCCCAUGAGCCAAUUCAGCCCUAUUGGGGGCUGAGUGGGGGCAUCCCCCUCCUUUGUACAUAAUCUCCGUGGAUGUCCCCGCCCUGUAGCCACCAGCCCCCAUGCUGCUCUCUUUUAAUGCCAAAAGGCCCCCGCCUAGGGCACAGGCUCCAACCUGUGUUCCCGGGGUCCCCAGCAGCAAACACUGGAAAACCUUUUUUUUUCUCCCUCUCCUCUCCCACCCCUUAAUUUUAACGUCGUGGUAACUGAGUGUCCCUGCGUGCCUGCGUGUGAGUGUGCGGGGCGGCAGUGCCGUCCCGGAGGCCUGGCCCAUCGGGAGUUUUGUGAGGGGUGAGCGGACCAGAGCAGCAGGACCAGCGUUGGGGUUCAGCCUCCCUCUCCCCCAUCCUGGGGCCAGGGACUGCCUGGGUAACCAGCUGGGGUCCUGCCCACUGUCUCCCCUCAUCCCUCCCACCACUCGUACCCCUUCUCUAUGAACUUAAAGUGAAAACCACUUCCCUCCAUCUCUCCUCCUCCCUUGUGGAGGCGGAGUGUGCUGGCUAGGGCAGAGAACUGAGCACCUGAGCCUGGGGCUGGCUCCCCAGGGUCCCCAAUUCAGCUAGAGGCCCCUCCCUGAUAACCUCUGAGAGGCCAGCACCUGUGCCUGCGGUAUCUGUGUACCUGGAACCUGGGCUGCAGCCUGGGAAGGCUGGAGAGGCAGAUGGUAGCAACCACCAGCUCUUCUCCCCGUCCCACCUCUGUCCUAGGGGGCCAGGCUGUACUGUGUGGUGGUGGUGGGCUGACUGUCAAGAUGUGUGUCCUGUACAUUUGUAUCAAAAAUAAAUAAGUGACCAUG